AUGGCUCUCUCCGCCACCCCGCACGUCUGCACGCUGCUGUGGCCUUUUCUUGAGGAGCAGGAGGGAACCGCGCCGGAGGGAAAUUGGUUGAUCGGGUGGAAUCCUCAUGGCCUUUUGAUUGUAGUCGUCACGAUUGUGGAGGGCGAUGAGUUUCAGGAUGCCCAGCGAGCCAUUGACCGGAUUCGCGGACAAAGGGAAAACGAAAAGGUAGAGGCUCGAAGGUCGCAGCAGAAGGAUGCCCUCGAUGCGUACACAUUGUUAGUGCUUGGUCGGGUGCGUGGCUCACUCCCACCGUCGCAGGCCUUGAGCGGUGAAGCCAGGGACUCCUUGGAGAAGUAUGUGCGCCUCCAACGGCAGCGUAGCGACAUAUGGAUCGAACUCAACAAGGGGCCGGUGCUUGACCGGGUGUGGUGUUGUGGGUAUAGUGUACAGCCAUGCCACCUGCACGUCUUGCGAACCAGUACGUGGGGAAAAUAUGCCACGUCACCGACGGCGUUUACUGCCAACGCACGGUUUGGCUGCAACGGCAUCAUGGAGCUCCUGCAAGGCCUGGAACCCCACUGUAUUCCGGGCAUGCACUCCACCCUGGAAGGCGUGCUACUGCCACCACACAUGGUGCCCUUGGCAGGCCCUAGUGUGCUGAGGCCGCUGCAAGUGGACUCCAACAACAUGUCAAUCGGCCGGAUUAGGCGUGUUACGAGGAGCACUGGUGACAGCCACGCCUCCUUGGAUGAUCUUCAAAACAGCGGCAACGGCCUCCCACGGAAGGAGGGGGAUAAAACGGAGUCGGAGAAUAUUGAAUCGGUGCCGGAGGCGCCGGUAAAAUUUUUACCACCACGACUGGAUUUUCCUACCACUGCCGACUUUGCAGAGGUGAGUCUUCUUUUGCGUGCCAACAACUGCGGUCGAGUGAUGCGGAAAUGCCUCGAAUCCUGUAGCAGAAAGAAUCAAGGCAGCGGCGGGAAUGAGGGUGUUAAAAGUGACGAUAACUAUUCGCACAAUGGCAACAAAAAGAAGACGUGUGGAAAGAAGGUAUUAGAGGAGCAGAGUUUCUGGGAGCGGCAUCUUCACGCGUAUGUUGGUGUGUUGUUAUCAGCGCUGCUUAUUUUUGUUCCAGGCCUUACAGUCCUGGGCAAAAUCUCAUGCACCGCUGCCCUGAUGGAGUUUCGUCUCCGUGAAGUUAUUCACUGGCUUGCAUUGUUGCAGGGCCGCACACGCAUCUGUGGUCUGCAUCCGGUGAUGCCGCACAUGAUGCACGAGGAUCCUGCCUUUAAGCGUUUUUGCGCCGUCAACUUUCUCAUUCGCUUCCUCGUCGAUGGAGUUUUGGGAACAUUGGGGAGCCUUCUGUUAGCUCUUGGGGGGACGUCACUGAUCGCCAAGUCCGGAAGCUUCUGCGGGCUCUUUUUGUACGACGUGCACAUGGGGUAUAUGGAGUGGUUUGAGGGAUGGCCUGCGGGGCUGAAAAUGAAUGAGGAUCUGAAUAUGACGCUCUGCUUUUUUGCCAAGUGGGUGCUGCAAACAAGUUGGGACAUUGUGGUAAACUUUAACUGGGUGGAGCUUGUCUACAAAUUGCUUGUGUACAUCGCCCCCUUCGGCGCCAGCUGUGCGUUCGCCCUCAUUGCCGACGUCAGCGUGCUGGUCUCACUGCACAUACAGCUCCUCUUCCACGCCGUCUCCGCCCCGUACCGCGUCCUGCGGUCGACCAUGAGUAGUCUGUUUCUGCAGCUGCGUGGGAAAAAGUACAACCCGCUGCGACGCCGCACAGACACGUAUGACUUUGAGGUGGACCAGAUGCUCAUGGGGACGCUCUUGUUUACGGUGACGGUUUUCCUCUUUCCAACCCUGGCUGUGUAUUACCUCUACUUUGCAUUGGCCCGCAGCUUCAUCUGGGUUGUGCAAGAGGGACUUGUGUCCGCGGCACUCGUCACGAUGUACCUCCCGGUGUAUCCUGUGAUUUAUUGGGCGAUGAACCGACGGCGCUGGCCAGGCGGCUUCGUGCUCACGAAACCCAAAGUUACACGCGUGCGGCAUCUGACAAAUGCGUCCAAUUCAUCCCCGCGCAAGUCGGUAACAGUGGAGGCCACUGCCGUUUCAAAACCGCUGGGCCUCUACGGUUUCUUGGUAGACUUUCUACUGGUGCUUAAGAUUGUGUCGAGGCUGCGCCCCUUCCGUAUUUUGACCGUCAUCUACCAGGCAGAAGUUUGGAGAGGCACCAACCCGGUGGAACGCCUCAUUCCGCACCUCCGCAUGGACUGCAUGCAUGCUGGCUUCUCUGUGCAACCGGCGUCCCAGGCAGGAGCAGCAGCAGCAACAACAACUGUUUCCCCAACCAACACUGUUCCUUCUGCCGCUGCUGCCGCUGCUGCCGCCACACUUGCGUCCUCCACUGUGGUUUCUUCGAGCUUGGAAGAGCGAGAGACUCUCGCCAGAGCCGCCGUUUUGCCACGCCAUUAA
Molecule: messenger RNA, 2454 nt
Organism: Trypanosoma conorhini
Lineage: Eukaryota; Euglenozoa; Kinetoplastea; Trypanosomatida; Trypanosomatidae
Product: putative UDP-GlcNAc:PI a1-6 GlcNAc-transferase
Exons: 1
Coding region: 1-2454 (817 amino acids)
Biological process (GO): GPI anchor biosynthetic process
Cellular component (GO): endoplasmic reticulum; membrane
Source: RefSeq, a predicted model, not a curated record